This is a messenger RNA of Saccharomycodes ludwigii, 1854 nucleotides long. It is a transcript of the gene GYP1, whose product is annotated as GTPase-activating protein GYP1. The transcript has a single exon. The record is from RefSeq and is a predicted model, not a curated record. Gene Ontology annotation, cellular component: Golgi apparatus. NCBI's taxonomy places the organism in Eukaryota, Fungi, Ascomycota, Saccharomycetes, Saccharomycodales, Saccharomycodaceae. Gene Ontology annotation, biological process: activation of GTPase activity. The coding region runs from base 1 to 1854 and encodes 617 amino acids. Gene Ontology annotation, molecular function: GTPase activator activity.
AUGAAAUCAUGGAGUCACUCGGGUCAUAGCCCGACCAGAUCUAAUAGUAAAGCCUAUUCAAGUAGUACCACUGAUAAUAAUAAUCUAGGUUAUGCAAGUGACACAAGCAGUAAUGAUGGUACUGCAAAUCAAUUAACAAGAAAGAACUCUAGUCGUAGUGGUAGUAACUCCUUUACUAAUGUUAAUGAUAUCUAUAGAAUGACAAAACCUAUAAUGCCAACAAAUCACCAUCAUAGCAAUAAUCAUAGUAGUAGUAGUAGUAUUUUAUUAAACAAUAAUAACACCAAUACUGGUAAUAUCAAUAGCUCUACCAUUAAAAAGUCGCAUCAUAAAUUUAGCGAUUCCAAUGAGGAUUGGAGUGCAGUUGUUGAUGACUAUAAUAUGCCACCUUCAAUGGAUUUUUUUACAGACUAUUUAUCGAAAAAUUCUAAUACUAAUAUGAUGUUAGGGCCUUCUCCCGUCUUAUCAAAAAAAAACAGUGGACAUAAUAAUAAUAAUAAUAAUUACACCAGUGGCAGCAGUAGCAGUAGUAAUAAUAGUAACAAUAAAAAUUCUGGUACAAUUACAUAUCCAAAAUUGACUGAGCAUAACUACCACCUAGAACUAGAAAAUGAAAGGGAGCUGCAAGAACUAAAUUCUAAAUUAACAAGAAUUAAUAAAUUUGACCAAAUUUUAUCGUCCUCCUCUAUCAUAAACUUAGCUGAAUUGAAAAAAUUGAGUUGGAACGGAAUUCCAAUGGGUCACAGACCUUUAGUUUGGAAACUAUUAAUUGGUUACCUACCAGCCAAUAAAAAAAGACAUGAGAUUUUAAUACAGCGAAAACGUAAGGAAUAUAAAACAGGAAUAUAUCAUAUAUUUUCACCCCAGCAUACAAGAGAUCAACCCACAUGGCAUCAAAUAGAAAUUGAUAUACCAAGAACCAAUCCGCAUAUAAAAUUGUAUCAGUUUCCAAGUGUUCAAAAAAGUUUACAAAAAAUUUUAUAUUUCUGGGCGAUAAGACAUCCAGCAAGUGGGUAUGUUCAAGGUAUUAAUGAUUUGGUUACUCCGUUUUUCCAAAUUUUCCUAACUUCCUAUUUGCCAGAACACCAAAAGGCCAAAGUCUGCGAUAUCGAUCCCGAAACAUAUUUGACCGAAGAAAAUUUUGCUGAAGUUGAAGCAGAUUCAUUUUGGUGCUUGUCUAAGUUCUUAGACACCAUUAUUGAUAAUUACAUUCAUGGACAACCAGGUAUUAUGAAACAAGUCAGUAAUUUGGAAUCUUUGUGCAAGAGGAUAGAUGGCCAACUAUAUAAACAUUUGAAAAAGGAAAACGUAGAAUUUGUGCAAUUUGCCUUUAGGUGGAUGAAUUGUUUAUUAAUGAGGGAAGUUCCCAUAGAUAUUGUUAUCAGAAUGUGGGACACUUAUUUGUCAGAAACUUCAUCUGAUGAUAACGAUGGUGGUGUAGAUAGUGCUGGUGCACGCAAGGGAAGCGGGUCUUCAAAUAUGAAAAUGAUGAUGAAUAACAAUAAUACAUUAAGCGACGGCACUGUUACUCCCAAUGGUGUCGCUCAGAAUGCCAAUGAUCUUAUUAAUAUUCCAACACAUGCAAAUGAAAGUGUUAACAAUAAUAAUAAUACUAAUAAUAACAGUGGUAGUAAUAAAAGAAAGACAUCAUUAAGUGAAUUUCACGUAUUUGUUUGUGCUGCAUUUUUGGAAACGUGGAGUAAUUCACUAUUAGAUAUGGAUUUUCAAGGUAUAAUAACAUUUUUACAAAACGUACCCACUGCUAACUGGGGGGAAAAAGAUAUUGAAAUAUUAUUAAGUGAAGCAUACAUGUGGCAGACCUUAUAUAAAGAUGCCACUUCACAUUGGUUAUAG